AUGGUCUUCCGUUUCUCGCGGCCCAGUGGCCAUGGCCGCCGCCGCUUCGGCUUCGUGUUUGCGCUGGCAGCACUUGCCGUGCUCGCGUUUUCGAUGACGGCCUCUGCCGACACCAAGGCAGCCUCGACCGCAUUCCCGUACCCCAUUAGCUCUGAGGCGCUCAACGACCGGCUGCAGGAAUGCGAGGUGGUCCAGGCGCUCGGGCAGCAGAAGCUGAGGCGGUACGGCGGCGAGCUCGGCCACGGCGGCGCGACGUCCUCGACAACGGCCAAGAUCUUUGCGGUGCUGUUCCCCGGCAGCCCUGCGGUCAAUGCGCUGCUCGCGACGCUCUACAUUUCCGGUCCCCCCAACUUUCUGCUGGCGCUCUGCCCGCCCAACAUCGACCCCGCCUCGCUGUCCGUGAUGGUGGCCUUUGCGGUGGGCGGCCUGCUGGGCGACACGCUGUUCCACCUGCUGCCCGAGAUUUUUGUGGGCGAGGACGACGAGCGGGCAGAUCGGGCCCGGCUGGUGCUCGUGGAGCCGAACCGCAACCUGCUGCUGGGCGUGGCGAUUCUUGUCGGUUUCCUGACGUUUGUGGCAAUGGACAAGGGCCUGCGGAUAGCGACCGGCGGCGACGGCCACGACCACGGCAGCCAUAACCAUGGCCACAAUACUCCUGAGGCCAAUGCGACGGCCGUGACCACGUCCACGGACGUGGCGUCUGGCUCGGCCAAGUCGCGCGGCAAGAAGGGCGGCAACAAGAACAACGACAGCAACAGUAGCAACAGCAGCGAGAAGAAGGAUGGGGAGGCAAGCAAGGCCGUCGCGGUGCCCGAGGCGAGCGCCAGCGUCAAGCUGUCUGGCUACCUCAACCUGAUUGCCGACUUCACACACAACAUUACCGACGGCCUCGCCAUGUCCGCCUCCUUUUACGCGUCCCCGACAAUCGGCGCCACAACGACGGUGGCCGUCUUCUUCCACGAGAUCCCGCACGAGGUGGGCGACUUUGCGCUGCUGAUCCAGUCCGGCUUCUCCAAGCGCGCGGCCAUGGGCGCGCAGUUCGUGACGGCGCUCGGCGCCCUGCUGGGCACCGUCAUCGGAAUCCUGGUCCAGGAGUUUGGCGGCAACAGCAGCUCGGCGGCGGCGGCGGCGGCGGCGGCGGACGGCGUGGUCGAGGCCGGCCUGUUUGGCACGAGCACAGUGGCGGUGAUCCCGGAGCUGCUGGAGACAAACCUCGAGGGCAGCACGAAGCUGGCAGAGUUGCGCAAGACGCUGAUCCAGUUUGCCGCGAUUGCGACAGGCGCGGGCAUCAUGCUGUACAUCUCCUGGCAUUAA
Sporothrix schenckii 1099-18 is the source of this 1314-nucleotide messenger RNA. Its product is annotated as solute carrier family 39 (zinc transporter), member 7. Gene Ontology annotation, molecular function: zinc ion transmembrane transporter activity. The record is from RefSeq and is a predicted model, not a curated record. The coding region runs from base 1 to 1314 and encodes 437 amino acids. The transcript is spliced from 3 exons. Gene Ontology annotation, biological process: intracellular zinc ion homeostasis; zinc ion transmembrane transport. Gene Ontology annotation, cellular component: membrane. Lineage: Eukaryota; Fungi; Ascomycota; Sordariomycetes; Ophiostomatales; Ophiostomataceae.